AUGCAGUCAAAUAAUUGUCAGAAUACUAGUAUGGAUAAACCUUUUUCUUUGGUGAAUGUUGUACCUGGUGUUACAGAUCACUUAAACAUUAAUCAAAAUAUGAAUCUUAUUCAGUUACAGGAUAAUCUUCCAAUGAUUACAAGAAAUUCAAAUUUACAAUCUAAUUCAUCUAAUGCUUCUAGUAGUUUAGUUAAUUCAUUCAACAGAACCAGAUGUUUACAAUCUAACUCUAUUCCAAAUAUUAAUUUAAAUUAUAAUAAUUCAUUUGAAAAUUUUGGUAAUAUAAAUAAUGUUAUUCAAUUAAAUAAUGAUUCAAAACAUAAUAUUUAUCAACAACAAUGUCCAAAUACUAAUCCUUUUAUUAGUCAUAAUUUAAAUUCAAAUAUAAAUCAAAAUCAAAUGAAAUAUGCAAACAUAAAGAAUAUUUUAGCAUCAAAUCAAAGUUUACCUUUAAACUCUAAUUUUCAUGGAAAUCCACCUCAAACAAGUAAUUUAAAUCAAAAUUCAAUUUCAAAUUCAAAAUUUGUAAACUCUGAUACACCUAUAUUACAUCCUCUUAUUCCUGUUCCUUAUUUUACAUUUGAAUUAUUUAACAAAGUAAACUUAAAUUCUCCUUUUAGUCAAGAAAAUAAUGGUUAUGAUUUACCAUUUAGUGACAUUACCUCAUUACGAUUUUUUUAUAAUUUUGGAAUUCAACAGUUUAAGAAUAUGGUUAAUAAACAACCAACAGUAAAAAGUAAUGAAAUUUCUGGUGAAAAACUUAAUCAAUUGUUACAACAACAUUCAUUUAAUGGUAAUCAAGUGACAUCAAAUAAUGAUAUUAAGGCAAAAUUAGGUGAAAAUUCUUUUACUAAAAAUUCAAAUUUUUCAAUGUUUCCUGGAACUUCAAAUAAUAUUAAUAUUCCAGGUCCAUUGAAUAAUAUUAAUUUAAGUAAUAAUUUAUAUAGAAAUAAUUUACCAUUAGACAAUCAAGUUAAUCUUUCAAUUGAUUCAAAAGAAUUUUCAAAAUUACUACAACAUCAAAAGAUGCUUGUUCAAGAUAUUCCUAAUAUUCAACAGCAACAACAUAAUUCUCUCAUUCAAAAUUCAUCAUUAGCAUCAUCAUAUAAACAAAAUUCAGUAUCAGACUUACAAAAUGUUGCACAAUCUCAACAAAUAGUUUUAAAUGAAUUAUUAUACAAUGCUAAUAUUUCUCAGAAUCAACCUUUAAUGACAGGUAGUCAAAGUUUGACAAAUCGUAUAAUUGAAAGAUUGAGUAAGACAAUUGUUAAAGAAAAUCAUAUUAAUGAUAAAAUAGAUGGCUCCACAAAUCCUAAAAUGAUUACUUCUGAAAAAGUAAUUAAAAAUUUAAAAUUAGUGGAAGUAAAAGAAGGAGAAGGCAACAUUACUUGUACAACAAAAAAUAAUCAACCAAUAAAUAAAAACAUUUUAGAAGACAAACCUUCAACACAUUCCUCAUCAAUAUUUGAAAAUUUAAAGGUAACAAAUUCAACCAACAACUUUAACAUACAUAAAAUUAAUAAUAAAGAUAACGAAGUUACCUAUUUAUUGAAUAAAACUAAUGGAAAUAUGCAUGAAUUUACCAAAAAAAUUCCUGUUUGUGUUUUUAGGAAAGUAUUUAAUAUUGUUAAGAUACUCAAUGAUAACGAUAAAAAGAAAUUUACUCCUGAGGUGAAUGACAACAAGAUACACAUUUUAGAAGAGUAUGAAGAUACAGUAACUUAUCAGGAAGAGUUGUUGGAAGUUAAAAGAAACCAUUUAUUACAUUUGAAAAUUCAUAAACAUGGUGUAUUAAAUAAUAAAAGUAAAAGUGAAUUGCUCAAAAUUAAAAGCAGUCUUUUAGAAACUAAAGAAGUAGGUAGUGAUUUGUCUUUAGAAGUUAUUAAUAACAAAAUCUCCGGCCCUUUUAAACGCCGUCGAGAAUCAUUUUUUGAAGGAGUAUCUUCAAGUAUCAACUUAAAUGAAUCUGAUAACAAUUUUUCCAUACAAAGUGAUGUUAUAGAAGAUAGUGGAAUUAAACGUUUCAAAAAAUCAAAUCCAGAAAAUGAUGAAAUGGAUUCAAAAGAUUUAAAUCACACAACUUCUAUUGAAUUGGCACGCGAAUCAAAAAGUCUCACACAUAACAAUGUCACAUCUCUUAUACCAUCUAAUAAUUUACAAAAACUAGAUUCAUCAACUGUAACAUAUUCAAAUGAAAAAUAUUUUAUUACUGAGAUGAAAGAUAAUACCUGUAAAAAUAUUAAUAGUCAAUUAACGUUUAAUGAAUUAUAUAAUGCAAAUUCAGAAAAAGAAAAUAAAGAUAUUAAAAAUUUUUCAACAAAAUCAAGCUUUUUAGAUAAAAAAUUUUUUACCAGUGUGAAUAUUAGUGAUUUUAUUAUUUCACCAUUUAUUGAAAAUUAUUUAACAUACUUUAAAAAUGAAUUGUUUCGCUUUUCAAAAAAAGAAAAGAAAAAAGAUAGUCAUGAUUCUACUUUAGUCACUUCAAGUGGUUUACCAAUUGUUAAACCAUUUGAAAAUCCGGUGGUUACCUCAAAACCAAAUAAUUUACAUAAAAAAAAUUCUUUUAAAGUUUUAGAAAAUGGCAUUGAUGGUAUAACUAAAAAUGAUAAAUCAUUAGAAGGUAUACCAAAUGUUUUUAAUUUUCAUGAUUUAACAAAAAUAAAUAGUAACAUUCUUCAAUAUAAUUCUUUACCUAUCAAUUUACCUGAAUCAUUUGGUGGUGGUUAUAAAUUACAGGCACAAAAUCAUUCUGAGAUAGCAUUUUGGAGGACCACCGAAUUGGAGGAAUUAUUAAAUCAAAAAUUAACUAAUUAA
Messenger RNA from Strongyloides ratti, 2814 nucleotides. RefSeq lists its product as hypothetical. Lineage: Eukaryota; Metazoa; Nematoda; Chromadorea; Rhabditida; Strongyloididae. The transcript has a single exon. The coding region runs from base 1 to 2814 and encodes 937 amino acids. The record is from RefSeq and is a predicted model, not a curated record.